This is a messenger RNA of Pyricularia oryzae 70-15, 2322 nucleotides long. Its product is annotated as riboflavin transporter MCH5. Gene Ontology annotation, cellular component: fungal-type vacuole membrane. Lineage: Eukaryota; Fungi; Ascomycota; Sordariomycetes; Magnaporthales; Pyriculariaceae. The transcript has a single exon. Gene Ontology annotation, biological process: transmembrane transport. Bases 530 to 1972 code for a protein of 480 amino acids. Gene Ontology annotation, molecular function: transmembrane transporter activity. The record is from RefSeq and is a predicted model, not a curated record.
GUUUUUCUUUAGCAAUGUAGCAAGGGGUCCAGCUAGAACUAGUCCACCAGAUCUGAUCGCUGCUGUAUGACUGCAAUCGGUGUGUUCAGAUUUGGUACCAAUUUGGCCUAUGACUGCCGAAUCAAACCACCCCUUUCAUCAUCACAAUUUGGUCAGCCCUGUCAGCGUUUCGAGGCCCCCCCUCAUGAUCCGCGAUUCGUUGCGAUUUGAAGCGCGAACAUUGCAUAGAGGAAAAUAGUUAUAUUAAUACCAGCUAGACUCUUCUUGUUCACUUCAUUCCAUCUGCAAUCAGAAUAAUCCCAUCAUUCAUCACCUCUUCAAACAAACAUUCCAGUUUGAGAUAACCGCCAUCGUACGCAAGCAGGCAAUCAGCAGUUUGUUUGACAUUUGUCGUACGCUUCCGUCGUCGAUAUACAAAUUACAGUUUUGUGGUUAGCCUAAACGAAACCGAGCCGACAGCCUUACUUUUUCGAUUAUAGCUUGGAGUCUACUCGCCACCAACACAAACCAACCCAGAAUCACAGGCACAAUGUCAGGCGAGAAAUUACAACCAAUUUUCGAUCACGACAAGGGCAUGGACACGUCGAGCUCCUCUGCCGUGCUAAGUCAACACACGAACCCAUCAUCAACUUCCAUCAAAGAAACCAUGGAGAGCUCCAAAGCAAAUGGCGAUGCCGAAAAGGGAAACAUCAGCGACAGCGAUAACGCCCCGAUCCCAUCUGGACCGCCAGCGGGCCCUGCUCCCGGCUCCGGGUUCCACCCCUCCGACUUCCCAGACGGAGGUCUCGAGGCCUGGCUGGUCGUCUUUGGCGGUUUCUGCGCACUGUUCUGCACCUUUGGUCUGGUCAACUGCAUAGGCGUCUUCCAGACAUACUACGUCCAGGGCCCUCUGGCCUCGUAUGGCCAAUCAACGGUCUCGUGGAUCACGGCGAUGCAGGUCUUUGGCAUGGUGUUUGGCGGCAUCGUCUUUGGCAGGCUGUACGACUCGUACGGCCCCAGGUGGCUCAUUAUCGGCGGCACUUUGGUCUACGUCUUUGGCCUCAUGAUGGUCAGCCUCUGCACCGAGUACUACCAGUUCUUCCUCGCGCAGGGCAUCGUCAGCGCCAUCGGCUCCAGCGCAAUCUUCAACUCGGUGCUCCCGACGCUCGUGGGGUGGUUCUUCAAGCGCAGGGCGGCCGCGUUCGGCAUCACCGCCGCCGGCUCCUCGCUCGGAGGCGUCGUCCUGCCCAUCAUGAUGAACAAGCUCAUCCCCCAGAUCGGCUUCGGCUGGACCAUCCGCAUCGUCGCCUUCAUCUUCCUCGCCCUGCUGGGCAUCUCCGUCGUCACCGUCAAGUCCCGCCUGCCCCCGCGGCCCAAGCCUUUUGUGCUGGCCGAGUACACGGACGCGUUCAAGGACCCCGUCUACGCCCUCACGCUGGUGGCCAACUUCCUCUUCUUCUGGGGCAUGUUCCUCCCCUUCAACUUCAUCAUCCUGCAGGCCAUCAAGGCAGGCAUGGACCCCAAGCUCGCAGAGUACCUGCUGCCCAUCAUCAACGCCGUGUCCAUCUUCGGCCGCAUCCUGCCCGGCAUCGCCGCCGACAGGUUUGGCCGCUACAACAUGAUGAUCCUCAUCACGGGCCUGUCCGCCCUCUUCACCCUCGCGCUCUGGAUCCCGGGCACCUCCACGGGGGCCAUCAUCGGCUUCGCCAUCGUCUUUGGCUUCGUGUCGGGUGGCUUCAUCGGCAUGGCGCCCACGCUCAUCGCCCAGAUCUCCGACAUUCGUCAGAUCGGCGUCAAGACCGGCUUGGCGUUUGCCGUGCAGUCCUUUGGCGCCCUGACCGGAUCGCCCAUCGCGGGCGCCAUUGUCAACUCCCAGGGAGGGCAGUACAUUGGUCUGCAGCUGUUUUGCGGUCUGACCAUGGCCGCCAGUGUCGUCUUCUACCUUGCGGCGAGGUCAAAGUAUGGAGGCGUCAAGUUGAUGCAAAAGAUAUAGAUGUGUUUUCUUGUUUAGCGGUUCCCACUCACCUAUGGGCGUCUUUACGCAACUCUUCUAGUGUUAUAAUAUUCUCUCAUCAAAAAGCGUCGGCUCAUAGGGAUUAUACCCAUUCUGGCAGCAUACAUGUGAUAUUACAGACGGCAUUAAAUAGACUAGAUAAUGCAUCCAGUUGUGGCUGCGAUGAAGGCAUAGCUUUGUCUCAUCUGACAGGUUAGCAACACGAAUCGAAAUGACUUCACUCCAUUCCUUUCGAUUGUACGCCUCGGCGAUGUGCUCAGGGGUGUCACGUGAGAGGCACGUUGGUUUCCGUUUGCAGCAGGAACCCACUCCAUCCAUCUACGUCAUCG